This is a messenger RNA of Dermacentor albipictus, 3101 nucleotides long. RefSeq names its product Polycomb protein Su(z)12 (gene Su(z)12). The record is from RefSeq and is a predicted model, not a curated record. Lineage: Eukaryota; Metazoa; Arthropoda; Arachnida; Ixodida; Ixodidae. Gene Ontology annotation, cellular component: ESC/E(Z) complex; nucleus; RSC-type complex. Gene Ontology annotation, molecular function: chromatin DNA binding.
CUUCUUCCUUCUUACCCAGCGUGCACUGCGGCUUAUCGGUGGCUGCUGCUGCGGCUUUCGGGCAAUGUGCUUUUGUAUUCGGUGGCAAAUAAUCGCGGCGGCUAUCGGCGCUCCGUGAAAGCUCCUCGGUAUCGGGCCCGAUGCCGCCGAAAAAGAAGGACAGGCCUCCCGUCGAAGCGCCCAAGCCGCAGCAGCAGCAGCGUCCGGAACAGCCCCAGCAACAUGCCUACGCCGACCACGAGCUUUUUCUCCAGGCUUUCGAGAAGCCAACUCAAAUUUACAGGUAUCUACGUACACGGCACGUAGCAUCGCCUAUCUUUCUUCAUAGGACAUUAACUUAUAUGAGUCAUCGCAUGUCACGGAACCAUAAGAAUAGGAAAAACUUUAAAGUGGACAGUCUUCUACAACGAGUACAAGCACAGCAAGAUCCAUCAUCAUGCAGAGCCCCAAGCCAAAUGACAUUGACAUUCACCGGCUUCUUCGACCGUUCGACAAAAAGGGACAUGGUCACAGCAGAAGCAGUCAUCCUGAAGAUUUGCAACAAGAAAAAGAAAGAACUGGAACUGCCGUUGGCACAGCUUUCAGCCUGCGGAUCUGAAGCACCAUUUGUCUAUCACGUGCCAGUGGGCAGCUGCGAGGUGCCGCACAAUCCCGAAGGAGCUGCGCACACCAGCAGCACCCGCACGACGGCCAUCACCGUGCCUGGCAACAGCUUCUGCCCCAACGGAACCGGUCUCGUCCGUUCCUACGUCCUGCUGCUGCGAGUGACCGCUGGCGGUCUGGUCAACGAAGGCGACGCGGGAGUUCCUGCGGCAGAGCCGCCGUCCAAAAAGGCCCGACGCAACGGGUGCCACCGUCCCCCAACUUCCGGUGCUGGCAGCGGAGCUGGUAGCGGCACUUCGGCGGAAGAGAGUCGCCACUACGUGGGUGAGAUGGUUGUGUACGAGCAGCAGCGGUGCCUCCUCAGCGAGGGUGAAUACCAGCUGAUGCUGAGGCCUUGGGGACCAAAGGCAGCACCUCUUGCCCGAACAGCGUCUUGGGAAAGCCUCAACCAUAUAGAGAGCUCCCCGCCCCUUGCGGCAUUUGAGAAGUGCCCCAAGGUGGCGUUUCGGUUGAACUGGGGUCCUUCCGAGGAGAGUGCUAAUGCGGAGUCUGCAGACCCCGUUCGAACGAACCGGCCCGUCUUGUCCCCCGUGGAACUGAACGUGGCUGAACCUGGGCACAAGCACACGCGCAGCAGACGCAAUGGCGAGAUGAAGGCAAGUCAGCAGCAGAUACAACAGCAGGGCAGCGGACAGGUCCAGAAGAGCCCGAGCAAGGCGGGCACGGGACAGCGCACGCGAGUGGUGUACCAGUUUGUGUACCAGCAGCAGACGCGGCAGCAGACGGAGGCACGGGCUGACAUGCGCUGCCCCUGGUGCCUGCUGCAGUGUCGUCUGCUGGCUGCCCUCCUCAAGCACCUCAAGCUCUGCCACGGGCGCUUCACGUUCUCCUACGUGCCUCACCCGAAAGGAGCACGCAUCGAUGUCUCCAUCAACGAGUGCUACGACGGAUCAUACUCCGGCAACCCACAACACCUUCACACCCAAACGGGAUACGCCUUUGGCUGGACUGGUCCUGCUCGCCGCACUCCUGUCACCUGUGUGAUGGUCUGCCGACCCAAGAGAGCACCUCUCAGCCUCGCAGAGUUCAUGGAGCAAGAUGAACCGGACAUUGAGCAGCCACGACCCUACAUGUCUGGUCACAACAGGCUCUACUACCACACGGAGACGUGCUUACCCAUCAGGCCUCAGGAGAUAGAGCGAGACAGCGAAUCAGAGGACGAUCCUGAAUGGCUGCGCAUCAAGACUCAGAUGAUGAUUGACGAGUUCACCGAUGUAAAUGAGGGAGAGAAGGAGCUGAUGAAGAUGUGGAACCUGCACGUCAUGAGAUAUGGGUUCGUUGGCGACUGCCAGAUAGCUCUCGCCUGCAACAUGUUUGUGGAGCAAAAGGGUCACGAACUCAUUCAGCGCAACCUGUACCGCAACUUUGUCCUGCACAUGUGCAACCUGCUUGACUACGGCCUGGUCAGCGCCUCGGUCGUCUACACGACCGUUCGGAGACUGCAGAUGUUUUGCGACGUCAAGGACCGCCGACUGCGCCUCCCCAUCGCAUAUUCGUAGCGCCGUUUCGACCUGUGGCCUAGUGGUGGGAGCGAUCAGGUGUACAUACACGAGUUUCCGCCAAGCCCUGAACGCAGUGUGAAGAAAGAAAUAAGACCAGACAGUGUCUCACGUUUCAGAGCCGCGAAUGGAGCGACGAGUUGCCAUUUCUGGAGGAAAGUACUGCCCCCUUCGAGAAGGGUUAAGGGUAUUUGCCCUCAAAGGUCCUCUGCCACUGCCCCAAUAGCAUGCCGUGCGUAGGGAGGUUUUUCACUCGUCAGUUGCCGCGACUUGCGAGCAGCACAGCUUGUAGCUGUCAGCUGGGCUGGCUGAAAAACUUAACAAAACACUGUGCAGAGGUACAAGGCGUGUAAAUAACCUGCUGAUAAAUGUGGAUAAUUUGAGUAUAGCCAAAUGAUGCGUAGAAAUGUAAUGAGAAUGGAACUGCACAAUCCUCUUGGAGAUGCUUUGUUCUGCCACCACUAGGGCAAGCCUUUCUCCUGCACCACAGACCGAAUACUGGCGCCUUAAAAAUGUCGUGCCGAUCAUGCGCGCAACGUUUUGAAGUGAGGAAAGAAUGGUGCCGAUUUGGUACUUUCCUGAAAACUCGGCCCAUUACGGUUGUCAUCGGCAUGCGAUAUGCCUUAACUGGUAGUACAAAACUUGCCAAGAGAGCUGUAACCUGCCAUGCCCCUUGCCUCGGUGGGUAUGACCAUCCUACGUAGCGGGACCAGCGUUAAACUCCGCUAGGGGUUCAUGGGGUUCGUAAUGUCUUCAGCUAGACCUAGGGCGUGCUGCAGGACAUAUUCCAACAAACAUUGCAUAGUGGCCUUGCAAAGGACUUCAUUGGCUGCUCUUGCAAGUAGAGUUGAGAGCGAUUUGGAACGCCAGACAGUGUGUGUUGUUGUGAAGCUAUUCUUAUUUUAAAUCAUUUAAUAUCAGAUUCAUGAAGGGUUUGUA